AAUCAGCAGAAGUAGAAGGGUCUCAUCACCGGUGGGGCGAAAAGAAAAAUUGUCAGAUGGCUACGAAAUAGCCUGAAAUGCGAAAUGAGGCUUGUUCGAUUUAGUAGUCGUUGCAUUUUUUCCACGUGACACCUAAAGGGUCUGGGGCGCAGAGGGAGAAGACGGAGACGAAAGAUGUCGGACGUCGGAAGCGCUGACAGUUUUAAGCAGCUGAAUAAAUUUGAGAAACUGACAGGCAGGCCGCCGCACAGAGGAACAUUAGCAGGUCCUCCAACUCCUCCUGCUCGCAGUGGGCAUCGCUGUGUGGCUGACAACACUAACCUGUAUGUGUUCGGGGGUUACAACCCCGACUAUGAUGAGUCAGGAGGCUCAGAAAAUGAAGACUAUCCUCUAUUCAGGGAGCUUUGGCGGUACCAUUUUGCUACUGGCUGCUGGCAGCAAAUUCGAACGGAGGGGUACAUGCCGACUGAGUUGGCAUCUAUGUCAGCUGUUUUGCACGGUAACAACCUUCUGGUGUUCGGAGGCACAGGGAUCCCCUUUGGGGAAAAUAAUGGCAAUGACGUUCACGUCUGUAAUGUGAAGUACAAGCGAUGGUCACUGCUCAACUGUCGAGGGAAGAAGCCAAACCGAAUAUACGGACAGGCAAUGGUCAUUAUAAAUGGGUUCCUAUAUGUUUUUGGUGGAACGACGGGCUACAUCUACAGCACAGACCUGCACAGACUGGACCUGACCACCAGGGAAUGGAUCCACCUCAAACCCAACAACCCGCCUGACGACCUGCCUGAAGAAAGAUACAGACAUGAAAUAGCACACGAUGGACAGAGGAUCUAUAUUCUGGGAGGUGGAACUUCCUGGACAUCAUAUCCUCUGGACAGGAUGCAUGCUUACAAUCUGGAGACAAACUCUUGGGAGGAAAUCACAACGAAACCUCAUGAGAAAAUAGGAUACCCCGCUCCUCGACGAUGCCAUAGCUGUGUACAAAUACGUAAUGAUGUGUUUAUCUGCGGAGGCUACAAUGGGGAGCUGAUACUAGCUGAUCUGUGGAAGCUAAACCUGCAAACUUUCCAGUGGAGCAAACUACCAGCAGAGAUGCCUGAGCCAGCAUACUUUCACUGUGCUGCUGUCACUCCAGCUGGCUGCAUGUACAUUCACGGGGGUGUGGUGAACAUCCACGAGAACAAGAGAACGGGCUCUCUGUUCAAGAUCUGGCUGACUGUGCCCAGCCUGCUGGAGCUGUGCUGGGAGAAGCUUCUCAAGGCCUUCCCCCAUCUGACUUCUCUUCCCACCUUUCACCUGUAUAACCUGGGCCUGACGGAGGAGCUCGUAGAACGCAUGAAAUAGGCAGAAACGAGAAAAAAAAACUCCCAGCAGGACACUGGAUGAUGCCUGAUGUAGCCCUGCCUUAAAACCAAAAACAUUGGGAUGCCUUUUUUAUGUCCACUUCUUUUCUUCUUUUUUUUUUUUUCUAGAUAUGGCAUUGAGCGUAAAUAUUUUUGGGAUAUAUUUUAUGAAUUUUACUUGAAUCCCUGCGCCAUCACUGCAUCGUUCUAGCGUUUGGAUUCUGGGCGUCAUCUUUCAAACUGACAUAUUGC
Cyprinodon tularosa is the source of this 1592-nucleotide messenger RNA. It is a transcript of the gene klhdc10, whose product is annotated as kelch domain containing 10. Bases 175 to 1341 code for a protein of 388 amino acids. Gene Ontology annotation, biological process: positive regulation of stress-activated MAPK cascade. NCBI's taxonomy places the organism in Eukaryota, Metazoa, Chordata, Actinopteri, Cyprinodontiformes, Cyprinodontidae. The transcript has 9 exons. Gene Ontology annotation, molecular function: protein binding. The record is from RefSeq and is a predicted model, not a curated record.